Messenger RNA from Durusdinium trenchii, 1356 nucleotides. The record is from the annotation of a GenBank genome assembly. Lineage: Eukaryota; Dinophyceae; Suessiales; Symbiodiniaceae.
AUGUCUGGCCUGCGCGUGCCUUUGCUUGUUGCAUCCUUUUUGCUGUCCAGCAGCUGCGAGUUGGAGGCCUGUGAUGACUCAGAUUUCUCAUUGAGGCAACUGCGUGCAAGGCAGUUCACGAAUGUCAGCUCGGAGGGCUGUGGUGGAUUAGAUGACCCACGCAACGCAGACUGCGCUGAUGCGGUGCAAUGGGCCUAUGAGAAAGGCAUCAAGACGCAUCCAGGUUGGUACUUCAUUCCAUUAGGCAAGAUCAGCCAAAUUGGCCCCGCAGAUGCCAAACUCAAUGAUUUACAGCGUAUUUUCUUUUGUGGUCGCGCUGGCCAAAGUGCCCCAAGGUGCGGCCUGCCUCCCUGCGGAUGCAGCCGACCACCCUGUCACAUGUGUGAGGCACCAGAGGUGGCACCAAAGCUCUCGAAGGCCUUCAACCUCAUCAAGCGCUUUGACUUCACAGGUGAUCCCAAGCGCGAGUUCGACAUCGUGCAGCUUCCGGACCAGAACAUGACCCAUUCGUGCUCCAAUUAUGUGGAUGAUGGACAGACGGUCUUCACAAGCAAUGGCCGGUUGGUCCUGAAAGUGGCUUCUGCAUGUCCAGAUGGCAGCUGUUUGAACUCAGGUAGAGUGAUGAGCAGGGAUGCCUUCACCUAUGGUGUCUUCACCUUCUCGGCCAAGGUGCCCAAGUGCAACGCUGUUUGGCCCGCUCUGUGGUUUCUGCCGCAGAGCUCCAAGGGCGAUGGGAAAUAUGGACCAUGGCCCUGCAGCGGCGAGAUCGAUUUGCUGGAGACCGUGAACGAUGACUCCCAUGGAGCCUUCAAUCUCGUGGCUGGCUUCGGCGCGGCUGCGGGGCGGUGCUAUGACCCCGCGGCGGUGAGCUGCAACGCUUGUGCUCCACCAAGCUAUUGCACUUCGACGACCUUGGCAGACGCUGAAGCCUCCCACGUGCUGGUGGAAGAUGUGGACUGCGCUGCUGGCCAGAAUUCUUGGAAGGAGCAUUUGUUCGUGCUGGUUUGGCAGCCGCAUGAGAUCUCUGCCUUCCUGGAUCCCAAGUUGUCCUUCAACUCGCAAGGUCAACUGGUCGCUAUCCAGGAGAAGAUCCGGCCAGGUGCCCCAACCUUCAAGACCUACCAGCGGGACACGACGCCAACGUGGAGUGCUGUGCAGGACUACAUGCAGAAGUGCUUUCCUGGCCCCCAUUCUCCCGAUGCACCCUUCGACAUUCCAAUGAAGAUUGUGCUGAAUAUUGCUGUUGGUGGAUACGGUGGAGCACCUUGCUACUGGGGAGAGAAGACCUGUGCGAGUAGCUGUGGUGGAGCGGUAGGUUCUGAGCUGAUCCUCUCGGACAUUAGCGUUUGGCAGUGA